Messenger RNA from Penicillium macrosclerotiorum, 1731 nucleotides. RefSeq names its product SKIP/SNW domain-containing protein. The record is from RefSeq and is a predicted model, not a curated record. The transcript has 3 exons. Gene Ontology annotation, biological process: mRNA splicing, via spliceosome. Lineage: Eukaryota; Fungi; Ascomycota; Eurotiomycetes; Eurotiales; Aspergillaceae. Bases 1 to 1731 code for a protein of 576 amino acids. Gene Ontology annotation, cellular component: spliceosomal complex.
AUGGCUUCUCUUGCGUCUGGGCUCUUCAAGUCCCUCCCCAAACCCAAAUACACAGGCGAGGAGGAAGAGUUGCCACAGCAUGCCCAGCCCCGUGGCCCGCGUGUAGUGGGCGCCGACCAGCUCGAUGAAACCCAGGUUGUCCUACGGAGAACUGGUCCUCCGCCCUAUGGAAACCGAGCAGGAUGGCGCCCGCGAGCCCCCGAAGAUUUUGGCGACGGCGGCGCGUUCCCCGAGAUUCUGGUUGCCCAAUACCCCCUCGAUAUGGGCCGGAAGGGAACCUCAUCGACCUCGAAUGCGCUUGCGGUGCAGGUAGAUGCGGAGGGUAAAGUCAAGUACGACGCGAUCGCACGCCGCGGACAUGGCGACAAUCGCAUCGUCCAUGCCUCCUUCAAGGAUUUGAUUCCGCUCCGACAACGGGUGGAUAUGGGAGAAGUAUCCCUCGACCGUCCAUCAGAGGAAGAGGUGCAGGCGCAGAUGGAGAAGACGAAGAAUGCGCUGGCGAGUCUGGUGGAUGGAGCCGUGGCGGCCCAGAAACCAAAGAACGUCAAGGGCGGUCGCAGAGCAGAGCCUACUUUUGUCCGAUAUACACCUGCCAACCAGAUGGGUGAUAACGAGAAGAAGAACGAUCGUAUUAUGAAGAUUGUCGAGCGACAGCAAGAUCCCAUGGAGCCGCCUAAGUUCAAGCACAAGAAGAUCCCCCGUGGCCCGCCCUCCCCUCCACCCCCUGUGAUGCAUUCGCCGCCCCGAAAGCUCACAGCCGAGGAUCAAGAAGCUUGGAGAAUUCCCCCGCCCGUUUCGAAUUGGAAGAAUCCGAAGGGUUACACUGUUCCUCUGGAUAAGCGUCUGGCUGCGGAUGGCCGUGGGUUGCAGGACGUGACGAUCAACGACAAGUUCGCCCAAUUUGCGGAGGCUCUGUUCACCGCCGACCGACAUGCUCGUGAGGAAGUGCAGCUCCGUGCUCAGAUGCAGCAGAAGCUGGCCGAGAAGGAGAAAGCCCAGAAGGAAGAACAUUUGCGCCAGCUCGCUCAGAAGGCACGCGAGGAACGUGCCGGGCCUAGUCGGCGCGACUCUCGUGCCCGCUCCCGCAGUGACAGCCGCAGUGCCUCUCCUUACUCCUCCAGGUCUGGUUCUCCGAGCGAGGACGAGGAAGCUGCCCGUGAACGCGAGCGCGAGCGCCGCGAACGCCGACAGGACAAUGAGCGGCAGUUGCGCCAGUCUCGUAUGGGUACAGAACGCCGCAUCCAGGCUAUGGCCCGCGAGCAGAACCGUGAUAUCUCCGAGAAGGUGGCCCUGGGUCUGGCCAAGCCAACGCAGAGCUCUGAGACGAUGUGGGAUUCGCGUUUAUUCAACCAGACCAGCGGCAUGCACAGUGGCUUCAACGAAGAUAAUCCUUAUGACAAGCCGCUAUUUGCUGCGCAGGAUGCCAUCAACAGUAUCUACCGUCCUCGUGCUCAAGCCGAUGCCGAUGACGAUGAGGGUGGUGAUGGUGAAAUGAGCAAGAUACAGAAGACCAGCCGCUUCGAGGUUCUUGGACGAGCGAAAGAGGGCUUCAGGGGUGCUGCUGAUGCUGAGGAACGUCAAGGCCCUGUUCAGUUCGAGAAGGACACCGCCGAUCCUUUCGGCAUCGAUAGCAUGAUUGCGGAUGUGACUUCCGGGCAAAAGCGAUACGGUAUUCAAGAAGCCGAGCACGAUGACCGGGGUUCGAAGCGCGCGAGAGUUGAAGACGACUAA